This is a messenger RNA of Glycine soja, 1160 nucleotides long. Its product is annotated as expansin-A12-like. Lineage: Eukaryota; Viridiplantae; Streptophyta; Magnoliopsida; Fabales; Fabaceae. Gene Ontology annotation, biological process: plant-type cell wall organization. The transcript has 3 exons. The record is from RefSeq and is a predicted model, not a curated record. The coding region runs from base 70 to 843 and encodes 257 amino acids. Gene Ontology annotation, cellular component: extracellular region.
UCUUGUUGGGGAAAAGAGAAAGAAAAAAGAAAUUAAAGCAAAAGUUGUUUUGUUGGUACGGUGAGAAAAAUGGGGCCUCUUGUGAUUUCUUCAAGUUUUCUUUGGUAUCUUAGCUUUGUUCUAAGUGCUGCAGUUAGAGUAGUCCACGUCCAAGCUAAUUACGGUUGGCUUAACGCUCAUGCAACGUUCUAUGGGGCCAAUCAAAAUCCCACCACCCUUGGGGGAGCAUGUGGCUACGAUGAUACCUUUCAUGCGGGGUUUGGUGUGAACACCGCAGCGGUGAGCACUAUGCUGUUCAGAGACGGUGAGGUUUGUGGUGCAUGCUACCAAGUGAUGUGUGACUUUAGGGCAGACCCAAAAUGGUGCCUUAUUAGCCGCGGCGUGACAGUAACCGCCACAAACUUUUGCCCUCCGAAUAACCAUGGAGGGUGGUGUGACCCACCUUACCAUCACUUCGACAUGUCCAUGCCUGCUUUCUUUCGCAUUGCACGACAAGGCAAUGAAGGCAUUGUUCCUGUCCUUUAUAGAAGGGUGACAUGCAAGAGAAGAGGGGGAGUGAGGUUCACACUGAAGGGUCAAUCCAACUUCAACAUGGUGAUGAUAUCAAAUGUGGGUGGAAGUGGGGAUGUGAAGGCUGUGUGGAUCAGAGGAUCAAGAAGUGGAGCAUGGCUGCCAAUGCACAGGAACUGGGGUGCCAACUGGCAGAGCAGUGCAGAUCUAAGAAACCAAAGACUCUCAUUCAAGAUGACAUUGGUUGAUGGCAAGACACUGGUGUUCCUUAAUGUUGUGCCUUCCACUUGGAGCUUUGGACAAACAUUUUCAUCCAAGAGUCAGUUCUUUUAGCUGCUCCUUGUGAUGAUAUAUGAUAAAGAGAGACAACAUUACACCAAAUUAAUUAACAUGCCCCCAACCAACCAUGCUGUUUUUGAAAAGGUUGGAAUGGAGGAUAUACAUGAUCUCAAUUCUCACAUCAUACUUCAUAUAUACAUACAGUUUCUUUUGGUCUUCUUUUCUUGAUUGAUAUUGUUUUAAGAGAAUUCAAUAAUUAAUGCAGUAGUGCAAUAGUGCUGAGGAUGUAUUCUGCACAAGCAGAGUCAAAUGUGUGCUUGUAGAAUCAAAAUACUCCAAUUUUUGGGAGUGUUGAGUGUUUUUUAUUUCAA